CGGCGCCUCGGCCGCCCUCCCGGUCAGCGCGGACAGGCCUCGCCGCCCCGGCCCCCGCUCCCAGCGUGCACCGCGGCGAGCGCUCGGGUGGGAGCCGGCGAGAUGCGCUCGGCGGGCGGUGCCCACUGACCUCCCUUGGCGGCCGGGCCGGGGCAGGGCCGGAGCCGGGAGCCAGCCCCGCCCGCCGCCCCGCCCAUGGACCGCCGGCCCCCGCUGCCGCCCGCCCGGAGGACCGCGCAGAGGGGGGGAGCCGCCUGAAGGACCGCCACGGCCGCGCCCUCAGGUGCACCAGGAGCGCCCGAGGGCCUGGCCCUGCGUUGUCUGGGAUGCUGUGGGGAGGAGGCCGUCUGAAUCCACAUCGCCUAUUUAAAUGCGUUUUACCACCCCGUGGACGUUAGAGACCCUCCCAGAUAAAUUGCAUUGUCUCCUGUCCCGAUAACCCUUUACGUCAUCUGGAUGUCAGCAUGGCAACCACAAACCUGGAGAACCAGCUGCACAGCGCGCAGAAGAACCUCCUGUUCCUUCAGCGGGAGCACGCCAGCACGCUCAAGGGGCUGCACGCUGAGAUCAGGCGGCUGCAGCAACACUGCACAGAUUUAACGUAUGAGCUGACACUUAAAAGUUCGGAUCAGACAGGAGACGGAUCUUCGAGAAGCAGCGAACUCAAGAAAAGAUGUGAAGACCUGGAGGCCCAGCUGAAGCUGAAGGAGGACGAGAACACCGAGCUGCUGACGGAGCUGGAGCAAAAGAGCGCGAUGGUCGCCGUGCUGGAGAACAGCAUCAAGGAGCGCGAGAGGCGCUACCUGGAGGAGCUCAAGGCGAAGAGCCACAAGCUGGGCGCGCUGAGCAGCGAGCUGGAGCAGCGCGCCGGCACCAUCGCCUACCUGACGUCGCAGCUGCACGCCACCAAGAGGAAGCUCCUGAGCUCCGGCGGCACCUCGGACGGCGGCCCGGCCGGCAGCCCCGCGCUGGCCAGCUACAAGCCGGCCCCGCCCAAGGACAGGCUGCCCGAGACGCCCCGGCGCCGCAUGAAGAAGAGCCUCUCGGCCCCGCUGCACCCGGAGUUCGAGGAGGUCUACAGAUUCGGGGCCGAGAGCCGGAAACUGCUCCUGCGGGAGCCGGUGGACGCCAUGCCCGACCCCACCCCGUUCCUGCUGGCCAGGGAGUCGGCCGAGGUCCACCUCGUCAAGGAGCGGCCCCUCGUCAUCCCCCCCAUCGCCUCGGACCGCAGCGCCGGCGAGCAGCCCAGCCCCGCCCGCGAGAAGCCGCACAAGGCGCACGUGGGCGUGGCGCAUCGCAUCCACCACGUGACCCCGGCGCAGGCCCCGCCCGAGGUGGAGACGCUGGCGGUGGACCAGGUGAGCGGAGGCGGCAAGGUGGCGAGGAAGCACUCAGGGACGGACAGAACUGUGUGACGGCCCCCGCGACCCUUCCCCGCGCUCUCGAGGCACUGUGAUCACUCCUAGGAAGAACUCAGCGCACCUCCUGUUUCUUUUCUUUUGGAAUUCCCAUGCAUGCCGAACUGUUUUCACGCCUGUCAACAGAUUAUUCUCCUGCUCCCCUUGCCCUCCGACCGACACCGAAACACGAUCGUGUCCCUGCUGCAGAGUCCGUACUUACUAACCGCUGCGGCCGAACACCUGUGUGCCGACUCGCUUGCUUCCAGCCCCGCUCGGCGGAAUCUCAGCGCGCUCGCGGACAAAGCACGGGCCCCAGGCUGCGCCGCUGCCCGACGUUAACGACAGCAGAUAGUCACACGCCUAAUUCUAAAGUCGGAGCAACACAUAACGACCUUGACCUCAUCCCUCCCGUUUCCAGGGCGGCCUGUCCGGAGCAGCCCUGCUCCCUCCAGGAGACCCCCCUGUAACCUCCCGACGCACCCUCCCCCGGGGGCGGGCGGCACGGGUAACCGAGCAGAUGUAUGUUAAGUCACGGGAACCAAAUAAGAUGACGUCACUCAUCACCACGA
Messenger RNA from Mesoplodon densirostris (Blainville's beaked whale), 1969 nucleotides. It is a transcript of the gene CCDC92, whose product is annotated as coiled-coil domain containing 92. The coding region runs from base 465 to 1415 and encodes 316 amino acids. Gene Ontology annotation, cellular component: centriole. The record is from RefSeq and is a predicted model, not a curated record. Lineage: Eukaryota; Metazoa; Chordata; Mammalia; Artiodactyla; Ziphiidae. The transcript has 5 exons.